Coffea eugenioides is the source of this 594-nucleotide messenger RNA. RefSeq names its product G2/mitotic-specific cyclin-2-like. Bases 1 to 594 code for a protein of 197 amino acids. Gene Ontology annotation, molecular function: cyclin-dependent protein serine/threonine kinase regulator activity. The transcript is spliced from 3 exons. Gene Ontology annotation, biological process: mitotic cell cycle phase transition; regulation of cyclin-dependent protein serine/threonine kinase activity. Gene Ontology annotation, cellular component: nucleus; centrosome; cyclin-dependent protein kinase holoenzyme complex. The record is from RefSeq and is a predicted model, not a curated record. NCBI's taxonomy places the organism in Eukaryota, Viridiplantae, Streptophyta, Magnoliopsida, Gentianales, Rubiaceae.
AUGGAAAUGCCCAUGAACCCAUGCUCCAGACCAGCUAUCAUAGCACCCGAAUGCAUAUGCACAGGGUCCAGAGCUCACCUACUGUCUGCAAUCUUACUGGUCUUCAGCAGUAGAACAGUGCUUGUGGUCUUCAGCUGUAUCCUCAGAAUUACUACCAAACCAUCAGUCUCUUUGGUGCGCAAGAAACUUCAACUUGUUGGAGUGACAGCAAUGCUUUUGGCUUGCAAGUAUGAAGAAGUUUCCGUUCCUGUCCUUGAAGUCCUCAUAUUGAUUUCUGACAGGGCUUACUCCAGAAAUGACGUGCUUGAGAUGGAGAGCUUCAUGAUCAACACCUUGCAAUUUAAUCUUUCAGUGCCUACUUCUUAUGUCUUCAUGAGGCGCUUUCUUAAAGCUGCUCAAUCUAAUAAAAAGUUGGAGCUUCUGUCCUUCUUUAUCGUUGAGCUGUGCCUCGUCGAGUAUGCAAUGCUUAGGUUCCCCCCGUCUCUCUUAGCAGCAGCAGCAAUCUUUACUGCACAAUGCUCUAUCAAUGGGUUCAAGAAGUGGACUAAGACAUGCGAGAGGCACACAAACUACACUGAAGAUCAGCUUUUGUAA